Daphnia pulicaria is the source of this 695-nucleotide messenger RNA. RefSeq lists its product as uncharacterized. The coding region runs from base 118 to 600 and encodes 160 amino acids. Lineage: Eukaryota; Metazoa; Arthropoda; Branchiopoda; Diplostraca; Daphniidae. Gene Ontology annotation, biological process: mitochondrial electron transport, NADH to ubiquinone. The transcript is spliced from 3 exons. The record is from RefSeq and is a predicted model, not a curated record.
UGCUCAUCGUUUCGACUCUCGACUCUCAACUGAAAAGUCUUCUGCUGCAGUGGAUUGUUGAAUCCCCAGUUCUGAGUUCUCGAGUAAAUUUUACGAAUUUAUCAACAAAAUUCGAAGAUGACGGAACCUACUUCUCGACCCAUGACCAUCAGGGGCCCCUACGAGAAUGAAAGAGCUCGUUUGGAUGGAACGAUGACCGAUUUGGAUCGUGAAUGGCGAAAAAAAUGGCUCAAAGCUCAGGAGUUGGGCCACCAUGAACCUCGUACGCAAUUUAGUGCCAGCCAAAUGGAAAUGAAUCCAAUCCGUCGAGCAUAUCGUUUUCCCCUUGAUUUUGUCUUUUCUAAACUUCAAUCUAGAUUGGGAGACAAAACUCAGAUUACUCGCUAUUGGGUUGGUAAAUAUCUUCUUGCUGGAUGGCUGGUUUUGGGAAUUACAUACAAUCUGAAGUACAACUCUCAUGACUGGACUCGCAAGAAAGGAUUUGCGAUUUUCGGCUCCAGAACCGCAGUUUACCCAGGAGAUCCGAACUUCCCUAAAGUUUCCGAUAAAAUGAAGCCUUCUGACUACGCCGACUACGGAUUCAAAAACUCUCCCAUUUAAGAUUCUAUUUCAUGUUUCAGACGUGGUUGGAAGAAGUAGUGAAAAACACAAAUCCUGCUGUACAGAAGAGAGAAUAGAAAAAAGGGUCAAAUGUA